AUGUUUGUAACUAUUCGUGUCGUAUGCCCAACAUGCAUUGGGUUUUAUGACAGCGUGCCGCAACUCGCCACACAAGCUUCAUCUCUCACAGAUCACAUUCUACGUAAACGACUUGCUGUGGCACGCGCCGCGACACCAGAGCAAGACAAAAGGUGA
Molecule: messenger RNA, 156 nt
Organism: Plasmopara halstedii
Lineage: Eukaryota; Oomycota; Peronosporomycetes; Peronosporales; Peronosporaceae
Exons: 2
Coding region: 1-156 (51 amino acids)
Source: RefSeq, a predicted model, not a curated record